GGGAAGAAGAAGAAGAAAUUACGGAAGUACGGCUCCCAAAUAGAUUCCCGUUGGAAGAGUAAAAUACAACAGAGCGCCUUCCUUCCAUUAAAACUAAUCAGAUCGGACUAUCAAUUUCUCAAUAAGACGAUGGGCACUAGAGACGACGAGUAUGACUAUUUGUUCAAAGUGGUCCUUAUCGGUGACUCAGGUGUGGGAAAGAGUAACCUGCUGUCCCGUUUCACCCGCAACGAGUUCAACCUGGAGAGUAAGAGCACCAUUGGAGUUGAGUUUGCCACGCGCAGCAUCCAGGUGGACGGCAAGACGGUGAAGGCCCAGAUCUGGGACACAGCCGGACAGGAGCGCUACCGUGCCAUCACAUCAGCGUACUACCGCGGGGCGGUGGGGGCUCUCCUGGUCUACGACAUCGCCAAACAUCUAACUUACGAAAACGUGGAGCGCUGGCUGAAGGAACUGAGAGAUCACGCCGACAGCAACAUCGUCAUCAUGCUUGUGGGCAACAAGAGCGACCUGCGUCACCUUCGGGCUGUCCCCACCGACGAGGCCCGGGCUUUUGCCGAGAAGAACGGUUUAUCUUUUCUGGAGACAUCGGCUCUGGACUCCACCAACGUAGAGACGGCCUUCCAGACCAUCCUUACAGAGAUCUACCGUAUCGUCUCUCAGAAGCAGAUGUCGGAGCGUCAGGAGAGCGACAUGUCCCCCAGUAACAACGUGGUCAACAUCCAGGUGCAGCCCACUGAGAACAAACCAAAGAUGCAGUGCUGUCAGAACAUCUAGCCCGGCCGCGGAUCUGCUGCUACACCCAACCCCUCUCCCCCUUUUUUCUCCCCCUCUCUCUCCCCACAGUCCACGGCUCCCCUCCCCUCCCUCCCUCCCUGCCUCCCCCUCUGCCCAGCUCACAACUCCUCAGCCCCCUCCCCCUCAGAAAACAGACUGCCUCGGUGUAGUGCGUGGCGUAGGAGGGACGAGCCACAGCUUCGAGGCUGUGACCCGAACUCUGCACCAACCUGUACCUGCCACCCACCCCACACCCAACCCCCUCCCCACCCUUCCCCCUUCUUCCUCCUGCUCUAAAUAUAUCCCAAUAUAAGAAGAAGUCACCGCGUGGGGUGGCCCCCCAAGCAGAGCCCCUCUGUCUUUAGGUUUCUGCAGGGCAGCAGGCAUUUCAUAUCACUUUAGAUUUCAUUACUGUAGAUGCGCUGACAUGUCACAAAAAUGUCUUAAUAUAUGAAUGUGAUUUGUUUUCUUCUCUUCAUACUUUGUGCUCCCUUUUGAUUUCUCCACUUUUUUAUGAUCUUUCUCUGUCUUGUAUCAUAUAUCUACUACUAGGUAUAUAUGAAUUUAAAGCACAUCAAAGUUGCUCUGAAGUGUAUUCCUAUAUACAAGCUUCUCCUGUCAUUUUAGGCUCCCCCACCCUCUCCUCUUUAGUGCAAUGUACUGUUUUGGAAACAACGUGGAUGUAUCGAGCACAGUGUAGACGCGCGUGCUCCGGUAGUGUCAUGCCAUUUGAUCUGAUUGCUGUGAAUAUGACGCUAGUGAAAUGUAGAAUCUUUUCCGCAUUUGCCGAGCUUCAGUUUGCGCCGAGUAGAAAAAAAAAAGGAUAGUGUGUGUGGGUGUGAGCUAGCACGUGGCGCCGCUGCCUUGUAAACGUAGCCGUGUUUACAGCGGGUGGCGGGUUUCGGACCAGCUUUGCAUGUCUUUAAAAGAUGGCGCUCUGCUGUGCUGCAUGUUUUUAAAUCUGGUGAAAGACUCGAUCAGGACUCUGUGGAACACUAUCAUUGCUUUGAGGGAGAGAAAGUUUAGGCUGUCACCAUGAAAGCUGAACACAACUCGUGUACAUGUUGUCCUACUUUAAGUCUGGCAUCAUACGGAGAUUGUUGCGCUUAAUGCCGAGAGGGACUGAGGACACGUUAGUCAGCUCCAACAUUAGGAAAAAAGUAUGCAUUCUUUUUUGACAUGUUUGACUACAACUAUGCAGAAACUAGCACAUGGCUGUUUGGAUUUUUUUCUUAGUGCACUUGUAUAGCAAAUGAAGGAAUUAAAAAAACAGCAGAAGUAUUCUCGUAUGACAUUCCUAUGAUACUCAGUAAUAAUAUAAUCAAAAAUCUCCUGUAGUCUCUGCAAAUGAUGCUUUAUGCAUGUAACCACAGAAGUGUAGUUAGGACGCACUGAGAAAGUAGGAAAUGGCAAAUGUCACUCACUAGGUUGGAUUUCAUGAGCGUGAAAUUGUCAGAAUCUUGCACUGAACCUUAAUAGUUAAUCUAGUAAAACAUGCUUUCUUGUCUAGGAUUAGAUUUUUACUGCACAUGGAGAAUCUGGACCUCUUUUGUCAGAUUGGAUGCACCGUUUUUAAGAUGGUGCCACUGGUCAAAAACCAAAAUAUUAAUGUUUUAGCAGCACGGGAUAUUGGCCGAGUCUCAAAAGCCUUUUCCUUGAAUGCUCAGUGCUCAAACUGACAGGAAGGGUUUGCUGAAGGAAAAACUUGAGAGAUUCAGCCACAUUCCUGCAAACUUCUGGUCACAGUGCCUCCUUAACCACGCAUACCUGUCCGAAAAACGCCUCUCAUUCACCUGCCAGUAACUCACCGUCAUAUCCGCCUCUUUCUUAUCCAAUAACCUGGCUUUGUCUGUCCCUCAAGGAAACAGACAGCUGUGUUGUCCCUGUCACAUAAAGCCUAUGUACACCGAGCUGCCUCUGACUUCAACACAAUGCAUGGCUUUCUGUACGACUGCAACUCCAGUGUCGUAUCGCCUUAUGUAGCUAACAUUGUCAUUACUGUCCAUGAAAUAUGCUGAGGGUUCUAGGCUUGGCUAGUUAGGAAUGACAUGCUAAACAAGCUAACUGUUGUGUCCAGUCCAAUAUGUUAACGGACACCUGCCUCGCUAACAACCUACUAGCUAAAACUCCCAAGAGUGUGUUCUGUUGAAUUUCCAGGUUAUAGCUGUGUCAGUGUGUGAUGGUGUUAGCAGACAUAUACAAUGCCUGAACUUGGUGUGUGUGUAUGUGCGUGUAGAGGCAGAGGGUAGAUCGGUAGCUCUGGAGUGUGUGUGAGCCUGGCUGGCAGUGCCAAUGGCGUUUCUUUGAACAGACGGCGCCGCCAGCCGAGCCUCUCCAGACUCACUAGCUGGCAUCUGUGGACAAAGUGAUUCCUUUCUUCUGAAAAUAUGAUUUCUGAUCCUGUCUCAUGUACCUCCAUUGUUCUGUUUUUUUUUUUAAGAAGUGUGUUUUGAUUUAUCUUUUUUUUUUUUUUUUUUUUUUUUUUUACUAUAUUGAACUCUAUAACUGACUGUAAUUCCAGUGUAAACAUGUAAGGGUGAAAUGAUGUCAUUUCAAUGAAUUUGGAGGGUUAAAUGUGAGGGGGGGUCAAAAUGAAUGGUUUUAUGUUUUGUACAGAUUGAUAAAUUGUACAAUUGUGUCUAUAUCUUAAGUUAUCAGUUCAUCUUAAUAAAGCGCACCAGUCAUAAACCUUUA
Molecule: messenger RNA, 3471 nt
Organism: Lates calcarifer (barramundi perch)
Lineage: Eukaryota; Metazoa; Chordata; Actinopteri; Centropomidae
Product: RAB11a, member RAS oncogene family
Exons: 5
Coding region: 130-777 (215 amino acids)
Biological process (GO): exocytosis; melanosome transport; neurotransmitter receptor transport, endosome to postsynaptic membrane
Cellular component (GO): axon; postsynaptic recycling endosome; transport vesicle
Molecular function (GO): GTP binding; GTPase activity
Source: RefSeq, a predicted model, not a curated record